GAGCAUCGCCAAAUUUUCAGGCCGUGCAGCGGACCGAAUACAGGGGGUAGUGUGAUUCUGGGUCGAUCGAGCGCCGACAGGCCUGAUCUGCUGCCACGCAGGUGCCUGGGGGAGGGCGGGUGCAUCAUCCUGUGUUCACCUGAGCCGCCAGAGCAAAUCCAGCGCAGUCCCCACCGGGCGGCUUUCCUCAGCAGGAGAGGUCGAGCUGGCCGCGGCCCGCGGGCGGACAAGAACCGUGCCAGGGAAGGCUUUGCGGGCUGGCCUGGACGAGGCCUUCCCUCUCCGGCCGUUGCCGCCUGUCGAGGGUUGCCUGCGCUGCGCUGCGAUUCGAGCAGCGGCCGGGCAGCCCAGCAGCUGCUUCCGCAUGGCACCAGCCUGCCACCCUGCCACCAGUCGCCUGCACGCGGCGCACCCCCACCCGGCGCCCUCUACUCCACAUGGCCGGCCGCGGCUGCCUCUAACAGCCUCCCCCGGGCCUGUGCUUGGGCGCGCCUUCCCCGAAACCGCUCCUGCGCCUGUCGUGCUGGCCGUCGCUUGCCCCUUCCUGGCAGGCUGUAA
Rasamsonia emersonii CBS 393.64 is the source of this 558-nucleotide messenger RNA. RefSeq lists its product as uncharacterized. The annotation marks the transcript as partial. The transcript has a single exon. The record is from RefSeq and is a predicted model, not a curated record. Lineage: Eukaryota; Fungi; Ascomycota; Eurotiomycetes; Eurotiales; Trichocomaceae.